Molecule: messenger RNA, 1954 nt
Organism: Monopterus albus (swamp eel)
Lineage: Eukaryota; Metazoa; Chordata; Actinopteri; Synbranchiformes; Synbranchidae
Gene: echdc2
Product: enoyl CoA hydratase domain containing 2
Exons: 11
Coding region: 161-1120 (319 amino acids)
Biological process (GO): fatty acid beta-oxidation
Cellular component (GO): mitochondrion
Molecular function (GO): catalytic activity
Source: RefSeq, a predicted model, not a curated record
UGAGCGGUUUGAUAGGAUAUGACCUUGUUUGACCGUGUCACGGCUGGUCAUAUCGAGCAGCUAGGCCCCUCCUCUUACAGGAAGAAGUCGGCUCCAAACUUCCUGCGUUUUUUUCUCGUCUUUCUGUUUCUGCUAAGUAAACAGUAAAGGAAGAGCCAGCAUGACAACUGUCCUUCGCAGAUUGGCAGGGCCCAGGUGCUCAUCGUGGCGGUGCCUGGGUAUAGUUCUGCGGGGACCGCGACUGCUGGCCUGUGGCAGUCCCCCUUUGACGGGAUACAGUGGUGCACACAGCCGUAGGCAGCACACGGACGGAGCAGAUCCUGUAGAGGUGGAUGUAAAGCGGUUAGAAGGGCAAGACGAUGGGAUAGCAGAAGUGCUGAUGAGCCGACACAAAGCAAGAAAUGCUCUGGGGCAUGUGUUUGUGUCUCAGAUGAGGGAGCUGGUGUCCAGUCUGUCCAGUGACUCAGCAGUGCGUGUGGUGGUCUUCAGGAGCUUGGUACCAGGGGUUUUCUGUGCAGGUGCUGACCUCAAAGAGAGGGCUCUGAUGAACAACACUGAGUCUGAUCUGUUUGUCAAUGGCCUGCGAUCACUCAUGACUCAGAUAGCAUUGCUGCCCAUGCCGACCAUUGCAGCGAUUGACGGCGUUGCCCUGGGCGGGGGACUAGAGCUGGCCAUGGCUUGUGACCUCCGCACUGCUGCACAUUCGGCUCAGAUGGGUCUGAUUGAGACGACGCGGGGGCUGCUGCCAGGGGCGGGGGGCAGUCAGCGGCUGCCGAGGAUGGUCGGCAUCACUCUGGCUAAAGAGCUCAUCUUCACAGGUAAACGUGUGGGAGGGCAGACAGCUCUGGAGAUGGGGCUCAUAAACAGAGCUGUAAAGCAGAACCAGAUGGGAGAUGCUGCCUAUAGAGAGGCGCUCAGCCUGGCCAGAGAGAUACUGCCCCAGGCUCCUAUUGCUGUGCGCAUGGCAAAAGAGGCAGUGAACAGAGGCUUUGAGGUUGACAUCAAUUCAGCAAUGGCUAUAGAAAGGAUGUGUUAUGCCCGGGUAAUCCCCACGCGGGACAGACAGGAGGGUAUGGCUGCCUUCAUAGAGAAGAGAGCUCCGCGGUACACUGGCGAAUGAACUCUAGGACUUAUUGAAUUUCUCUCUCCCACAGAGACACACUGCUCUCUGUAACUCUCUGUGUGCAUCCCAGCCAGUUAAACAAUGUCAGUAUAUAGUGGUGAUCAUUUGCUUUAGAGACAUGAAGGAUUACACUGGCAAAAGGUGAUUUUAAAUUUGCUACAAAUCACAGUAGUGUAAUAUGACAAAGAUUUUGGUAUUAGCUGUUUAUACUUUGUUUACUCACAGAGUCUCUACUUUACAGUUGAUAAUACACAAUUAAAUGUACCAAAGAUCGAAUGUACAUUCCUAUGGAAGUUCAGUAUUCAGGUUAAUGAUGUUUAACUAUUAUCUGGCCCCAAAGAGGAGAUAUCAGGCAUAAAUAUUCAGGACCCCAUGAUAAGCAACACCUGUUUUUUCCUAACCUAGAAUGCACAUUGAAUGUUUUUUUUACACUAUUCUGCAGCCUUAACCUAUCAUACCAUGCACUUUGAAGAAAGUCCCUGCACUCUGACCUUAAUGAAAAGCAUCCCCAAAUCCUAUCCUCACCCAAGCAAUUGGCAUCUGAGAGCCUGGCCCAAUCAAAUGUCCAACAGCUGUCACUGUUCUACCAAGUUGGACCCACAACACCCAAAAGGUUCAACAGUGUGUUCCAGUGUCCCAGAACCACUACAAUUAGUAAUCAGCAACAAUCAAUAACUUACAUCGCACUGUUGGCUAUCUGUUAGCAAUCAGACAUUUCAAAUAACACAGCCAGACUUCUGAUACUUUUGCAGCCAACUAUUCAUCCAUCCAUUUUCCUCCGCUUAUCCGGAACCAGGUCACGGGGGCUGCAGUCUAAGCAAAGAUGCCCAG